Messenger RNA from Haliotis rufescens (red abalone), 4477 nucleotides. RefSeq names its product receptor-type tyrosine-protein phosphatase T-like. Bases 16 to 3675 code for a protein of 1219 amino acids. NCBI's taxonomy places the organism in Eukaryota, Metazoa, Mollusca, Gastropoda, Lepetellida, Haliotidae. Gene Ontology annotation, molecular function: protein tyrosine phosphatase activity. The record is from RefSeq and is a predicted model, not a curated record. Gene Ontology annotation, biological process: protein dephosphorylation. The transcript is spliced from 28 exons.
AAGAAUCCUGAUAUCAUGAAGAGGAGGAAAAUGGCGUGUACCCUCGUGUUUGUGACCCUGCUGGCAGUGCUGCAAGUGUCUGCCAGCCGAUGUCGCCCGCCCUUCUUUGGCGACAAGUGCCAGUACCAGUGUCACUGCGCCCUGGAGGCACCAUGCGACGCCGUCACCGGAAGCUGUAACGGAUCCGGAUGCGCAUUGGGAUGGAUGGGACCACUUUGCCAGUACCUGAACCUCGCCUAUGACCUGCCCGCGUCCGCCUCCCCCGUCCUCAACAGCCCCCAGCUUGCCGUGGACGGGGACAUCAACACUUGCUUCGAGACGCUGGCGACAAGCGGCUCCCCAUCAUGGCAGGUGAACUUGGAGACGAAUCAGUGGAUUACCUGGAUCCGGAUCCACACAGCCACGACGACAGACCUGCUGAUUGAGUUGGACCGCCUUGACGGCAACGGUGACGUCAUCACGUCUGUGUGCAACUCCUCCUAUAACCCCCGACACCGGGUGUCAGCUGGACAUCUGGACAUCCGAUGCAAGGAACCAAUACUGGCCAGAUGGGUCAAGAUCAUUAGGCACGUAAACGCGUCACCAAGGUUACAGCUGUGUGAAGUGGAGGUCGGUGGAGGGCGUAACGUCGCCUUGAAGAAGCGCACCUACCAGAGUUCAACCUGGGGCGGUCCUGACUUUAUCAACGGCACCCUAAAGGCCUACAACUUCACGUCCGACCUCGCCGUGGACGGCAGCACAGCCACGGACUUCACAAGGGGGUCGUGCACGGUGACCAACGUGCUGAACACGCCCACGUGCAGAGAAGGGACAACGAACCCGUCUUGGGCCGUGGACCUUGGGCAGCUGUACGACAUCUACAGCGUGGUCGUCUACAACAGGGGCGAUCCUGGGUUGACGAACAGACUGGCUGGCUUCUCCCUGCUCACUUCCGGUCCGGAGUACAUGGAGAUAUACCGUGACGUCACCAACAACCCGGCGCUCGUGACGGAAGUGGAGGUCCCCGGGAACCUGACAGCUGACGGCGUCCUUCUCCGUCUCUAUGGCUGCCGCAUCCUCACUCUGUGUGAGGUCGAGGUGUACGGAGAUUGCCUGGACGAGUUGCACGGCCUGGAGUGUAACAAUACCUGCCAGUGUCGGGACGAAGACGAGGCGUGUGGGAAGCUGGACGGCCAGUGUCUGUCUGGGUGCCCUGAUGGCUACACAGGGCUCGACUGUACACAAUUGUGUCGGAACGGGACGUACGGCCUGGACUGUAACAAGACGUGUAACGACAACUGCCUGGACGACUCAUGCCACCCCGUCACCGGGCGCUGCACCGACGGCUGUGAGCCGGGAUGGAUCGGACCCAUGUGCAACAAAGCCUGCUCAGAGGGGUGGUAUGGCCCUCAGUGUGAACUCCCCUGUAACCGGAACUGUCACCAUCAGCUGUGCUACGCCCACAACGGCAGCUGUAGUCACGGGUGUUCAGCGGGCUGGAUGGGCGUCAGCUGUCACAGAGCUAUUAUAGGUCUGCCCUUCUUCGAAGAACGGAGUAUCCUGAUUGGAGCUUUGGUUGGAGCAUUCAUCUUUGUCAUCGGCCUGAUCAUCGUCAUCAUCUUCCUCAAACGUCGACACAAGCCUGUGUACUCCUGUCGCGAGGCUGAAAGGAGGAGAAAAGGACCCGAGCAUCCGACGGAAGCGACCAAAGCUCCGGAAAUUAGCCCAACACCCAUUGUGGGCAUGACGUCAUCACCGGUUGUAGUCAGAAGGAGCGCGAGGUUGUUGAGGUCGCGACUGGAUAUGUCUUACGUGGAGGAUGAUGACCUGACAGGGGAUGAGGAAGCACUGGUGCCCCCGGCUGCUGACCCUGACGCCAAGAUGGAAUACUACAACCUGGACGUGGACAAGUCGGCGGCGACUGCGGUGCGGGUGGCGGACUUCCCUGCUUACAUGGACAAGUGGCGGAGCAACAAAUACCACUUCCAGCAUCGCUUUCUGAAACUGCCCCGGGAUUACAUUGUGUCUUGUGACGUAGCCAGCGCCGACGUCAACCGCCACAAGAACAGAUACCUCAACAUCCUGCCCUAUGAUCACUGUCGUGUUGUCUUGGACGUCGUAGACGGUGACCCGACAUCAGAUUACAUCAACGCCUCUCAUAUCCUGAGCUACAACAAGAAAGCAAGUUACAUCGCAUCACAAGGGCCUAACAAGGCAAUCCUUGCAGACUUUGUCCGGAUGAUCUGGGAGAAGAAGGUGACGACCAUUGUGAUGCUAACAAACCUGGUGGAGGAGGGCAGGAGGAAGUGCGAAGCCUACUGGAACUGUGAGGAGGAUCUGCUUCUCGGAGACAUCACUGUGACCGUGGUGCAUGAGGACACCAGAGCUCACUACACUGCCAGGACUCUGAAGAUGUCGAAGCUCAAUAGCCCAUCAAGGACGGUCACCCAGCUUCACUUCACGGCCUGGCCCGACAAAGGAGUGCCACAGUCAGCGUGGUCGCUAGUUUACUUCCGUCACAAGGUCAAGGUCGCAGUUGGGGAGUCAGAAGGCCCGGUUCUUGUCCACUGCAGUGCUGGCGUGGGACGAACUGGGACGUUUAUCGCUCUGGAGAAUUUGCUUGAGGAGGCGGCCCUUGAUGAUGAUGUAGACGUCUUUGUCGUUGCUUGGAAGCUCCGUCAGCAGAGAGUGAACAUGGUUCAGACACUGGAUCAGUUCGUCUUUCUGCACGAGGCACUCUUGGCGGCUUUGGUCGCCGGCAGCAGCUAUCUCACUCCGGCUACAUUACUUGACCAGUUCCAUAUCAUCACAUCAGAAUGUGCACACAAAGAGUUCAAGGACCUGAAGACCUGUCCUACGGUGACGUCAGAGAAAGAGUUCAUCUCCGCCAAGGCAGCCGAGAACAGGCGCAAAAACAGAUACUACAACAUCCUCCCGCUCGACUCAUACCGGCCACAUCUACACACCGACGUCAACGACGCAGGCAACGACUACAUCAAUGCAGUGCUUAUGCCAUCAUUUCGUCACCCCCGGGGACUACUCGUGACACAGACCCCUCUCCCACACACAGUACUGGACUUCUGGCGCCUCGUGUACGACCAUGGCGUCAGUCUCAUCAUCAUGAUCGACAACAUCAACGACGACCAAGAUGUAGAGGAUUUUGGAGUCUACUGGCCCGAGCACGGCGAGACGAUGGAGAUUGGGCCGUUCCUGGUGUCGUCUGUGUCGGAUGAGGAGGAGGAGGGACUGUGUGUCCGGAAUUUGCAUCUUGUGAAGACAAAGGCUGGUGAGAAGACACGGGUACUACGUCAGUUUCACUGCAUGGACUGGCCAGACACUUGUGAUCUCCCGCCAUAUGACGUCAUCAAAUCCUGUGUAGAUGCUGUGAGAGUGGAAGGCGCCAAACAGCCCCUGGACCCCGUCUUAGUUCACUGCAGGGACGGGGCGAAGCGGAGCGGAGUGUUCUGUGUGCUGGUUGAGUUGCUGGAAGAGCUGGAGAGCUGUAACACCAUCAACGUGCCUCUCGCUGUGGGCGGGCAUCGGAGCAUCAGGCAACAGGUGGUGUCGCAUCUGAGGCAGUAUGAAGCUGUGUAUGAACUUCUCCGACAUCACAUGAAGAUGUACCCUGACAUACCGGAUUUUGAAGGCCGAGGCAGGAGACGCCACAGCGAGGGACCUAUAUACAUGAACCAGUAGUCGGGCGAUGUAACCGCGUGAACCAGUAGGCAGGUGAUGUGACCGAGUGAACAAGUAGACAGGCGAUGUGACACUGCGACACCGAGUGACACCGAGUGACGCCGAUUGACGCCGAGUGACACCGAGUGACACCGACUGACGCCGACUGACGCCGAGUGACGCCGGGUGACACAAAGUGACACCAACGCUGAGAAUAACAACAUCCUGCUGCAAAUAGAUGCUGGUUAAGCUCAGAUAUUUCCUAUACAUUCAAGCUAGGUAUUAUGUGUAUUGUUUGCACUGUAUACGCAGGUUGACUUGCUGUCUAAAAUGUACAAUGAUAUAUUUGAGCCAACAUACAAUGUCAGAGUGAUAUACAGUUGCAGUAGGUUAUAUUCAUCGCUAUACACUAACGUGAUUUGAAUACAUAUUCUAUGUAUCAUUUAGGUGGAGAAUCGUAUAUGUACAGUAAUGUACUUAUCGAACUACAGCGCUAAAAAACAUUCACUCAUUCAGUGAAAGAAAGUGAAAGUGUGUAGUGAUUCCUUGGCAAGGACAUUAUUGAUGAACUUGUUUAGUUAUUUUGUGUCAGUGAACAUGUACAGUUAUUCUGGGUCAUUGAAUAAUUCAGAGAUCCUGUGUCAGUGCAUAUGUACCUAUGUCCUGUGUCAUUGAAUGUGUAUAGAGAUCCUGUGUCAGUAAAUAUAUACAGAGAUCCUGUGCCAUUGAAUGUGUACAGUUAUCCUGUGUCAGUGAAUAUGUACAGUUAUCCUGUGUCAGUGACUAUGUACAGAGAUCCAAUGCCAUUAAAUGUGUACAGAGA